UCCCCCUGGGAGCGAACAAUUCACCAGCAGAGACUUUCAGUGUCCCAACUGCCCUCGCACCUUCGGUUUGACGCACCGGCUAAAGAAACACUUAUGCGAAUGCAGCAAAAAAUUACAUUUCAAGUGUCCACAUGGCAAUUACUGCGGCUUUUGACUUUUACGAGACAAUACCACGUCGAUUGGAAGCGAAUCAAAUAGCUGGGAAAGGACAACGUGGAAAAUAUAUUUGUCCCAAUCCCAACUGUGCCAGGUCCUUCAACUGGAAGGGAAAUCUGACAAGACAUCUCAAAUACGAAUGUGGUUUACAACCGCGUUUCAAGUGUCCACACUGUCAUUAUUGCUGCAAGGUUAAAGGUAUUAAUGGAUCUUUCAAAGCUUUUGGCCGAUCAUUCAUCGGCGACAUCGACAGUGAAGUUAGAUUUCCGUGCCCAAAUCGUAACUGUGGUCGCGUCUUUAACUGGAAAAGGAACCUGACGAGGCAUCUGAAGUAUGAAUGCGGCCUUCAACCACGCUUCAAGUGUCCCUACUGCGAUUACUACGGCAAGCUCAAGGGCAAUGUUAGCAAGCAUCUCAUUCGGAGACAUAAGAAUCGGAAAAUUUAUGUCAUCGAUCUAUUUCACGGGACAUCGUAAAUGCAAUCCAUGUAUACGCGUCUUUCAUUUGUUGCAAAAUAAAGAAACCUACUUGUUCAUA
Messenger RNA from Ooceraea biroi (clonal raider ant), 693 nucleotides. RefSeq names its product zinc finger protein 813. The record is from RefSeq and is a predicted model, not a curated record. Gene Ontology annotation, cellular component: nucleus. Gene Ontology annotation, biological process: regulation of transcription by RNA polymerase II. Lineage: Eukaryota; Metazoa; Arthropoda; Insecta; Hymenoptera; Formicidae.